This is a messenger RNA of Populus nigra (black poplar), 4193 nucleotides long. RefSeq names its product K(+) efflux antiporter 2, chloroplastic-like. Lineage: Eukaryota; Viridiplantae; Streptophyta; Magnoliopsida; Malpighiales; Salicaceae. The coding region runs from base 232 to 3879 and encodes 1215 amino acids. The transcript has 21 exons. The record is from RefSeq and is a predicted model, not a curated record. Gene Ontology annotation, molecular function: potassium:proton antiporter activity. Gene Ontology annotation, cellular component: chloroplast; membrane. Gene Ontology annotation, biological process: potassium ion transport; proton transmembrane transport.
CCACUACUACAUUAAUAUUUGUUGAUAGUUCCUUUCAAGCUCUCUCCCUCCUUCCUUUCUGCCUUUCUUGAUUAAAUAAAUAAAUAAAUAACCCACAAGUUGAUAUGUUUUUUAGUCUGUGUUGUCGUGUCAUUUUGUACCCUAACAAACUCCGCCAUUGAUUUUCUCAUAGUUUCGACUUUCGAGUCCUCUUGACCGGUUAGUUUCGUUUUCUGUUCAUUUUUAUUUGGAAUGGAGUUCGCGUGUAAUUUUCAGCAAACAAAUGCAUUUUACAGAACACAAGGUACUGAUUAUAGGGUGUCCAAUGGGUUACAUUCGAGAUUUAGAUAUAGAAGUUAUGGGUAUAAUGAUGUUGAUUUGAAGAUUGUUUCGAGAGAAAGACCUUCAAAGAAAUUAAAGAAGAGUGUUCUUGCAUAUGGUGGUGGUCGUGGAAUUCGUAGUCAUUUGCGUGUUGGCGGGUAUUCAAGUGAUCCGUUGUUUUGCAACUUUAUUGAUGGAUUUAAGGGAUUGAGAAGUGUUAAGUUGGGGUGUCAAGGUAAUGAUUCGUUAGCAUAUAUUGAUGGGAAUGGUAGAAAUGUAGAAAAUGGAGAGGGUAACGAUGAGAGCUUGAGAGCAGGGUCUAAUAGUGGCUUUGGAGAGGGGGAUGGAAGAGGAGAAAAAGAAGUGGAGACUGGGGUGGUGGUGGAGGCGCUGAAUUUGGAUGAGUUGAAGGAAUUGUUACACAAAGCGACGAGGGAUUUGGAAGUUGCACAGCUUAAUAGUACGAUGUUUGAGGAAAAGGCGCAAAGUAUAUCAGAAACUGCAAUAGCUUUGCAAGAUGAGGCUGAAAGUGCUUGGAAUGAUGUUAACUCAACACUUGAUAUGAUUCAGGAUAUUGUGAACGAGGAGGGUGUUGCUAAAGAAGCUGCUCAAAAAGCAACAAUGGCUCUUUCUUUGGCUGAGGCAAGGCUUAAGGUGGCAGUGGAGUCAAUAAAAGCUAUGAAAGAAAGGGUUGAUUCAUUGGAGGGUUCUGGAGAGAGUGAUGCGGAAAAUGAUGGUAAAGAAGAUUAUGAGACAAUUUUGGCUGCUCAGAAUGAUAUCAGGGAUUGCCAGGCAAAUUUGGCAAAUUGUGAAGCAGAGUUGAGGCGCUUGCAAAGUAAAAAGGAAGCAUUGCAAAAUGAAGUAAGCGUGUUGAAUGAGAAAGCUGAGAAAGCACAAAUGAAUGCUUUGAAAGCAGAGGAGGAUGUUGCAAACAUUAUGCUUCUAGCUGAGCAAGCUGUUGCCUUUGAACUUGAGGCUACUCAACGAGUGAAUGAUGCAGAGAUUGCAUUAAAAAAAGCAGAGAAAUCGCUCGCUAGUUCUCGUGUUGAUAUCCAGGAAACAGCCCGGGGGUAUGUAUCUGGUGAUGAGGCUGUAAUCGAGGAGCAGAAGAUGGGUGGAGGAAGUGCUUCUGAUGUUGAGAAAGAAAGAGAUAUGACUGUAAAUGGUGAUGUUUUAGUUGGCGAGCCUUCAAUAGAUAGACUAUCUGAUAAAACUAGCCAGAGUACUGAAGAGCUAUAUCUAUCCGAUGAUUCUAGUGACCAUGAGAAUGGAAAAUUGAGCUUGGACUCUAAUAAAGAUACUGAAGCAGAAGCUGAAAAGUCAAAAAGCGGCGAUCAAACAAAAAAGCAGGAAAUACAGAAGGACUUGACCUGGGAGAGUUCAUCUUCACCUCUCAGCGCUCCCAAGGCAUUGUUGAUGAAAUCUUCUCGUUUCUUUUCUGCAUCCUUCUUCUCUUUCAGUGGAGAUGAGACAGAGGUGACAGCAGCAUCGGUUUUUCAGGGCCUCAUGGAGUCUGCAAGAAAGCAAUUGCCCCAACUUGUUCUUGGCCUAUUGCUGUUUGGAACAGGAUUUGCCUUCUACUCUAAUCGAGUGGAGAGGAGUCCUCAGAUGCUUCAACAAUCAGAUAUUGUCACGACUAGCAUUGAAGAAGUUUCAUCAAAUGCAAAGCCUCUGAUUCGACAUAUUCAGAAACUCCCGAAGAGAGUCAAAAAACUAAUUGCAAUGCUUCCUCAUCAAGAGAUGAAUGAAGAGGAAGCAUCUCUCUUUGAUGUUUUGUGGUUGCUGCUUGCUAGUGUUAUUUUUGUGCCUAUAUUUCAGAAAAUUCCUGGAGGCAGUCCUGUCCUUGGAUACCUGGCUGCUGGCAUCUUGAUUGGCCCUUAUGGUCUCUCUAUCAUCCGUCAUGUGCAUGGUACAAAGGCGAUUGCUGAAUUUGGAGUUGUUUUCUUGCUAUUCAAUAUUGGCCUUGAGCUCUCUGUUGAAAGGCUCAGUUCCAUGAAGAAAUAUGUUUUUGGAUUAGGCUCCGCUCAGGUCUUGGUGACAGCAGUGGUUGUUGGUUUGGUCGCACAUUUUGUUUCUGGGCUGCCUGGUCCUGCUUCAAUUGUCAUUGGAAAUGGCCUGGCACUAUCUUCCACUGCUGUUGUUCUACAGGUGUUGCAAGAGCGAGGUGAGAGCACAUCACGUCAUGGACGUGCUACUUUCUCUGUCCUACUAUUCCAGGAUUUGGCUGUUGUGGUGUUGCUAAUACUCAUACCCCUUAUUUCACCAAAUUCAUCCAAAGGAGGGGUUGGUUUUCAAGCAAUUGCUGAAGCUCUUGGGAUGGCAGCUGUCAAGGCAGCAGUUGCCAUCACUGCGAUAAUUGCUGGUGGAAGAUUGCUGCUUCGACCAAUUUAUAAACAAAUUGCAGAAAAUCAAAAUGCAGAGAUAUUCUCAGCCAACACACUUCUUGUUAUUCUGGGGACCAGUCUCCUUACAGCCAGGGCUGGACUUUCCAUGGCGUUAGGGGCUUUUCUGGCUGGUUUGCUUCUUGCGGAAACUGAAUUUUCCUUGCAGGUUGAAUCAGAUAUCGCCCCAUAUCGCGGGCUUCUAUUGGGUCUUUUUUUCAUGACGGUUGGAAUGUCUAUUGACCCAAAACUUCUGGUUUCAAAUUUUCCUGUCAUUAUGGGAUCAUUAGGACUUUUAAUUGGUGGCAAGACCGUGUUGGUUGCUUUAGUUGGCAGGGUUUUUGGUGUUUCAAUUAUAUCUGCAAUAAGGGUUGGUCUUCUUCUUGCUCCGGGUGGAGAAUUUGCAUUUGUUGCAUUUGGUGAAGCUGUUAAUCAGGGUAUAAUGUCUCCUCAGUUAUCAUCUUUAUUGUUUCUUGUGGUGGGGAUCUCAAUGGCCAUGACGCCAUGGCUAGCUGCUGGCGGCCAGUUAAUAGCCUCUCGCUUUGAGCAGCAUGAUGUUCGUAGUUUGUUACCAGUUGAGAGUGAGACAGAUGAUUUGCAGGAUCAUAUUAUUAUCUGUGGAUUUGGACGUGUUGGCCAGAUUAUAGCGCAGCUUCUCUCAGAACGAUUAAUUCCAUUUGUUGCUCUUGAUGUGAGGAGUGAUAGAGUGGCAGCAGGCCGUGCCCUGGAUCUUCCUGUGUAUUUUGGAGAUGCUGGUAGUCGAGAGGUCCUCCAUAAAAUCGGUGCUGAAAGAGCAUGUGCUGCAGCAAUAACUCUAGAUACACCUGGUGCAAAUUAUAGAACUGUCUGGGCUCUAAGCAAGUACUUUCCCAAUGUGAAGACAUUUGUCCGUGCUCAUGAUGUUGAUCAUGGCCUUAAUUUGGAGAAGGCUGGUGCUUCAGCUGUUGUCCCCGAAACGUUGGAACCAAGUCUACAGUUGGCUGCUGCUGUUCUUGCACAGGCUAAACUGCCCAUGUCAGAGAUUGCAGCCACCAUCAAUGAAUUUAGAACCCGCCAUUUGUCUGAGCUUACUGAGCUAUGUGAAAGUAGUGGAAGUUCUCUUGGGUAUGGAUUUUCUCGUGUCAUGACUAAACCCAAAACGCAGUCCUUGGAUUCUUCAGAUGAAAACCAAUUCAGUGAAGGAACAUUAGCAAUAUGAAAAUUGCCCCAGGUGAACCAGGUAAAGGAAAAAAAAGGGGGAAAUAAAUAUUCAGGAGAAAUGUAUAGCAAUUAGCAUGCUCCACUGGCAUAAAUUGUACAGAAAUACACUGAAAGGAGAGACAAUAGCUUGAUCAAAGGAUAGACAUAUCCCCUCACAAAAAACAUGUCCUGAAGUAUCGUGUAAUAGUCUGAUCUCUUUUUGGUUACUCGAACAAGAUAGUAUAAAGGAACUGAGACCUCGGAAUCUAACAGGAACUUCCAGCAGUGUAUUAACUUCAUCUGUUGCUAUUAAGGAUGGGUUUAAUUCUUCCA